AUGCUUUCCGCAAGGGAAGGAGGGAGUCUAUCUGACAGCGUGCCGUCACUUUCGUCUUCUUAUGAGGCUCUCACUGUUUCUUCUACGUUGCCAGUUCGACACGGCGGAAGUGGUGGUAAUAGCAGCAGCAUCAGUGGCAGAAGGAACCGCACUGAUGACGACAACGCCGCUUCGUCUUCACAAGGUCAGCGGCCAGGGCGUCCUGAGCACCGCACUGGUAGUGGACCUUCAGCAAAGUACAAAACGAGCCGCAGGCCACCUCCAGAGAUCAAAGUAAGGAAGCGUGUUCCUUGGGGGAUGCAGCAGCUGCGUGACUCAUGGAGUACCGAUGCUAUGACAAAGGGUGAUAGAGAAAACAUGAGUGAGCGAAUUCACCGAGAAUACCGCUACCACCCAGAGGAGUUUCGUCGUCACCACAUCAAGUUCGCAGCAUUCUUGACAAUCCCUGCUAUCAUGUUUGGUACCUCUUCCGGUUAUUACUACUACACGGGUAGGCCUAUAUGGGAAGGUGACCCGCAGUACAUACUGAACAUGAUUAGGCAGAUGGACACAUCGCCACGCAGUCGGUUGCAUGCAUACAAACUCGAGGGAACAGAGGAGCUCCCAGCGCACGUGAAGGCGUACCGAGAGAAGAACUGGAAGAAGCGCCUCGAGUUGGAGGGGUGUGACCCUGGCAAUGAGAAAAUAAAAGAGGAGGAAGGGGAGGAGGCACAUGUGAGUGCGGUUUGA
This is a messenger RNA of Trypanosoma grayi, 729 nucleotides long. RefSeq lists its product as hypothetical. Bases 1 to 729 code for a protein of 242 amino acids. The transcript has a single exon. NCBI's taxonomy places the organism in Eukaryota, Euglenozoa, Kinetoplastea, Trypanosomatida, Trypanosomatidae. The record is from RefSeq and is a predicted model, not a curated record.